Messenger RNA from Paramecium pentaurelia, 246 nucleotides. The record is from the annotation of a GenBank genome assembly. Lineage: Eukaryota; Ciliophora; Oligohymenophorea; Peniculida; Parameciidae.
AUGGAUUUCCAAAAAAGAUUAAGAUAAACAAUCCAUUUAAAAUAAAAGAUAAAUAAUCUUAAUAUGGUAAGUCUUGAUUUUCAUUUUUAGCAAGAUCCCUAGCAGAUAUCAACAUUAGUGGUACCAUAAUCAGGCUUGCUUCUGAGGAUAAUGAUCCUGAAACGACCCUAAGGAUAAGUAAAAGCUGCUAAAAUGCUAGAAGAUGGCCUUCCUUUGACUAAACAAGAAAAUCCUGAGAAAGACUGA